UGCCUAUAAAGUUUGCACUUCUCAAUAUCAUUUGCAGUUAAGACACGAAGAACAUGACUUUGACGGUGUGCCUUGUCUUGUGUUUCUUAUAUUUUACCAUUUCCUUUGCAUCGAGUGGAGAGUCUACCUUAAAUAAAUAUUUGUCUGGCUACGUAGACUAUGUUUCCACCGCAAAGAGCAUAAUUAAGAGUCCAUUCUUUUAUGGUCCAGCCACAGCGUUUGGUGUAGUGAAAGGCAUUUCAAAGUCUGAGAAACUUCAGCCACGACUGAACUUGACAAUCAAUAAUGAACUGACAAAUGGCAUUCUUGUAAAACCCGAUAUUGACUUGGAAUACGGUGUAGAAGAAGCUAAUCCGAAGAGGAGGAUUAAUCCUGGGGAAUCUUUUUCUAUGAGUUUAAGAGGCACAAAUUUUUUACCAGUAGGGACGACUGGCGUACUGACUUAUCAUUUUAAGGAAACAGAUUUUGCGUUAUCCAUAACUUGGAGUGUUCCAUUCUUUUAUUAUGUGCCCUUGAUGUACUCCGCUAAUAAUAGAUUUGGAAUCAAUGUGUACAAAAAACCAUGUGAACAAAAAGCGAAUUCAACCCUAGCGAUUCAUGGGCCUGGAGAGUCUUAUUCGUUUGAGUCGACGGAAGUGUACAAGAGUGAAAAAGUUGUGUUGUAUGGAAUUAUGACAAGUGGAAUGACUGAUGCAAAUCUUGAAAUUUUUUUAACAAAUUCAUAGACGAUCCAUGCACAUGUAAAGCAGAAAUAGUGCAAGAAUACCAUGUUUAUUUUCAAAGUCGAUUUUAAAUGAUUAAUUGCACAUUCUGUUAUUUUAAAUAAAAAAAAGAAUAAAUAUACUACAUAAU
Messenger RNA from Saccostrea cuccullata (small rock oyster), 852 nucleotides. RefSeq lists its product as uncharacterized. The record is from RefSeq and is a predicted model, not a curated record. The transcript has 5 exons. NCBI's taxonomy places the organism in Eukaryota, Metazoa, Mollusca, Bivalvia, Ostreida, Ostreidae. The coding region runs from base 54 to 725 and encodes 223 amino acids.